AUGGGAAGUUUAUUAUACCAAGCAUUAUCAUCCUCAGCACUCCUCUCCUUAGGUCUCUAUCACCUCAUUCUCACAACCCUAAACUACCUCAAAUCCCCCCACACCUACACAUCCAAACCCUACCACCCCCUCCCCUCCUCCAACCACCCCCGUCUCCGCCCAAUCCAGCUCUACUUCAUCAUCUUCUCUCUCUCCAUCGCCAUCAUCCACCACCUCAUCCUCGCCACCGAUUCCGAUCCCUUAAUCAAAGGCGCCACCCCCGUCCACCGCCUCACUUCUCUCCAAUCCGCCUCCCUCCUUUUCCUCUUCCUAAUCCUCUCCAUCUCCCUCCUCCUCCCUCUCCCCCUCUCCCCCGAUUUCACCUUCUCCCUCCUCUCCCUCCUCUUCCUCCUCCACUCCUCCCUCCAAACCUCCCUCUCCUCUCUCCAAACCUCCUCCCUCGAAGCCAAAUGCGACUCCGUCUCCUCCAAUCUCUCCGCUCUCUCUUCCUUCCUCUGCCUCCUCCUAGCUUGUUUCCCUCGUCUCUACCCCGCUGACGCCGCACUCGCCGCAUCAAUCUGUCUCCGUGGCCUAUGGGCUCUUCAAACCGGCCUUUCUCUCUACGCCGAAGCUUUUAUCCCGGAAGGCUGUCAUCGUCUUCUCGACGUUGUUAACGGUGUCGAAGGAUCCACGCAGUGUGAUCUCGAUGAGUCUAAGUUUCGUGCGCUUGCCAUUCUUGAUCUGGCUUUUGUUGUUCAUGUAAUGCUGGUUAUGAUCAUUGUUUUGGUUGCUUAUGCUGCUGUUGCCACUACUGUUGGGACUGUUAGAAGGGUGGGAUCCUAUGAGGCUUUGCCUACUGCUACGUCGCCUACGGAUUCUAAUCAUAUUCAGAUGAAAGCUUUGGCUGGAACACAGGCUUGA
Messenger RNA from Vicia faba (fava bean), 900 nucleotides. The record is from the annotation of a GenBank genome assembly. Lineage: Eukaryota; Viridiplantae; Streptophyta; Magnoliopsida; Fabales; Fabaceae.